CACCCUGAAACACUUGGAACAAAACCGCGGGAAGUUGUUAACUACCUCGGAGUAUUUAACCACUAACAUCUCAUUUGCCUCUUCUCUUCUCCAUCCUCGACUCUUUCAUCACUACUACUGGUAGAUAAGCCAAAGAGAACAGACGAAGAUGGCUUCUUCAUCGAAAGCUCCUAGCCCUUUACUCUAUGCCUGCAUCGCGAAUAGAACCACCAUUUUAGCCGAACACUCCUCCCCCGGCACUUCCUCCACCUCCGCCUCCUCCCUCGCAUCCAUAAUCCUCCCCAAAAUCUCCCACCAAACACCGCAAAAGCUCACCUAUACUCAUGACCGCCUCUUCGUCCACUACAUAGCCGACUCUCCCUCGGCUGCAGGCGAAAAUGGCGAACUCACCUCGCACGCCCCGCUCAGCUACCUAGUCGUUGCCACCGCAGAACUAGGUCGACGCAUCCCCUUCGCCUUCCUCCUCGAGACCCGUCGCAAAUUCCUCACAACCUACAACCCAGAGAGCACCGACUUUAGCGCACUCCCCCCAUACGGCUGUGCAGCCUUCAACACACACCUCCGCGAGCUGCUGCAGACCUACAACACCGCCCCGCCAGCCGACUCGCUUGCCUCUGCGCGCAAGGAGAUCGAUAGCGUACGCGGAAUUAUGACGGAGAACAUCGAGCGGGUGCUGGAGCGUGGGGAGCGUAUUGAUUUGUUGGUUGAUAAGACCGAUCGUCUGGGGGGCAGCGCGCGGGAUUUCCGUGUUCGAAGUCGUGGAUUGAGGCGGCAGAUGUGGUGGAAGAAUGUUAAAGUGAUGGCCUUGUUGGUCGUCGUCGUUGUGUUUUUGGUAUAUUUGUUUGUCGGGAUGGGGUGUGGGUUGCCUGCGUGGGGAAAGUGUUUUGGACGCUAGGAUUGAAUUCCAUAGAUUUGGGACAUUGAUAUCACCAUGAGAUAUUCGUUGUCUUAGAUCUGUUGAGGGUGGAGGCUUUCUUUCUUCUUUCCCAUGUUUUUAACUGGUUUUUAUUUCUGGAUUUUGUAUUUCUUAUGUCUUUGAUAUGUCCUUUUUCUAGCCACAGAGCUUUUGUAUUUGUAUUUUGCCGAGCGCGCAAGUUUUAAUCCUUUCCUUUCAUUGCACUCAUCCCUCGAUGCUAGUAUUUACAGAUACAAAAUCAAAACUUUUUCGUUU
This is a messenger RNA of Histoplasma capsulatum G186AR, 1171 nucleotides long. RefSeq names its product SNAP-25. Gene Ontology annotation, cellular component: membrane. The transcript is spliced from 2 exons. Gene Ontology annotation, biological process: vesicle-mediated transport. NCBI's taxonomy places the organism in Eukaryota, Fungi, Ascomycota, Eurotiomycetes, Onygenales, Ajellomycetaceae. The record is from RefSeq and is a predicted model, not a curated record. Bases 149 to 895 code for a protein of 248 amino acids.